This is a messenger RNA of Pseudozyma hubeiensis SY62, 2232 nucleotides long. Its product is annotated as C6 transcription factor. The transcript has a single exon. The record is from RefSeq and is a predicted model, not a curated record. Bases 1 to 2232 code for a protein of 743 amino acids. Gene Ontology annotation, biological process: regulation of DNA-templated transcription; DNA-templated transcription. Gene Ontology annotation, molecular function: DNA-binding transcription factor activity, RNA polymerase II-specific; zinc ion binding; DNA binding. NCBI's taxonomy places the organism in Eukaryota, Fungi, Basidiomycota, Ustilaginomycetes, Ustilaginales, Ustilaginaceae.
AUGCAGUCUUGGCAGCCCAACGACCUUGAUUCUAUUCACUCGGAAGCCCUCGAGCUUCUUGGGAAACGAAAGAGGCGUCAACGUCUGAGAUAUAGCUGCACAGAAUGCCAUCGUCGCAAGCACAAGUGCGAUCGCGAGACUCCCUGCGGCAAAUGUGUCGAGCGUGGCGUCGCUUCCUCCUGCGUUCCAUUCGGCGAAAACGGUCCGGAUGCACACGAGCGUACCAAACAGCUAGAGACCAUUCUGUCUCGCCUUCUUCAGGCCAGCCGCCCAGCGAUCGAGGAUACCGCCUCUCGACCUAGUCAGUCCGAGUCGGGUCCAUCCUCCUAUCUCGUCAAUGAUCCGACCACUUUCACCAGCUUCGUAUCCAGCACCAACUCAGCAUUGUCAUCCUAUCCCACCUCCAAUGCCAGACGCAGCAGAUCCUCGACACCACGAUGCAAGAGCAAUCCUGCCGUCACCACGGCCGCUUCCCUCCCCUUCAGAGCUCAGAUUGGAUCCGAAGUGCUCGAAUUCUCGUCCUCCGCUCAAAGCUAUCCACCCUCUGCUCAUUACCAAAGGCUCGUCCGCCAAGGCAUCCUUCAGCAAGACGAGAUUCACAACCUGGCUUCCGCGCUACCGUCGCAAGAUGAGACGGCUGUGCUCCUUGGCGUCUUUUUCCGCGAUAUCAAUCCCCUCAUGUUCCCCUUUGACGAGAUGUGGUUUCGCGAAGCAUUCAACUCGGCCACCGAUGUCAUUUGGGGCGACCAGGAAACUGCAUACGAUCAGGAUGCGCCAGAUCAUCUUUCCAUCAUUACGCUCCUCUUUGCCAUUCUGGCUCUCACUUCACUGUCCCUGCCUCUUUCACUAGGAAGCGAAGCUCACGGCGCAUCGCAGGCAGCCCUGUAUAACUAUCAGUGUCGCAAGUGCCAUGUGCUCGCCGCCUCCAUCCAAAGCCACGAUCUUUUUAUCGUCCUCUCCCACAUCAUCUCCGCUCGAUUCCUCGUCCUUCAGCGCCAGGCCAAGGACAGCUGGCUUUCUUUGGGAUCCGCCAUUCGAGAAGCUCAGAUCUUGGGCUUGCAUCGUCUGGGCCCUACCCCUCAGCCCGAUGUAGAAGAAAGCAGAAUCGCGAUCAUGCGUCGCACUGUCUGGAUGCAUCUUGUCUUCGAGGAUUGCUUCCUCAGCCUCAUCGUAGGUCAAGCACCCUCAAUUCACGACUCCUUCUGCGACACUGCACCUCCCGCACGCUUGCUCUCGAAACACGUCGAGCCUAUGCGUUUCGACCUCUCGCUUAUGUUGCACAUCCGACAUGACCUGUGUCGCAUCGUCAGCAAGAUGCUCGGUCUCUUCUUUUCCGACGAACGCGACAUGACGUACGCUGCCGUCCUUGAUCUUGAUAGCGAGCUCCAGGCUUUCCAGCAUUCCCUGCCCGUGCCUUAUGGCAUCAAUGACGUUUUGAGACCGCGCUCAGCUGGUCACGAUGAUGGCUCGUUCCGCAACAUCGCACUGCAUCGCUUCCUGCUUCACAUCAGUGUCAGUUAUCUCCUCGUUUCGCUGCAUCUGCCCUAUCUGCGUCGAGGCAGGGCUGUUUCGGGGUUCGAGAGGUCACGUCAAGCCGCUAUGCAAGCCGCGAUCAGCGACCAUCGCGCACGAGCAGAACUGCGCGAGAAUUUGCAAUGGCCCGACCACCUCGCCAGGGACAGCUUUGUCGGCGGACGCUUCUUCUACUUUCAUGCCACUUCGGCGCUUGGCAUAUGCCUCCUCUCUGAACCGGAUCCAGCCACAGUGCAGAGCCUUUCGCCUAUGCUCGAUGAAUUCCUCGAGUACGCAAAAGACCAUCAGCGCCAGCAAGGUGUAGAUCCGAAUCGCUGCAUCAGACAGGAGAUCGGGAUCGUCAAUCUCAUUCGAGGCCGUGUCAAGCUCAGACUCGGCUGUCACGAUUCAACGGCAGCGGGGCAAAGCACGAUCUCGAGUACGCUCAGCACCUCGUCCGGCAGCGUUAUCGACAACCUUAGGAAAGGUGCGUUGCUGCAUGAAUCAGCACGCGCCGCUGCCGAAACAGCGUCACCUGCGGCAACGUCGAAUCCCAUCCAUCAGCCUGCGCUCGAUCUUGCCCCGCAGGCGGGACACACACGCCACCCAGAGGUAGGAGAGGACAUGUACGAUUGGUGGUCGUGGCUUGUAUCCAGUCUCACUCCCUCGGAUCUGACCCUUGAUGCAACCUUGGCGCCGAACACAGAUCCAACAGAAUGA